Molecule: messenger RNA, 1206 nt
Organism: Eremothecium sinecaudum
Lineage: Eukaryota; Fungi; Ascomycota; Saccharomycetes; Saccharomycetales; Saccharomycetaceae
Gene: MGR1
Product: Mgr1p
Exons: 1
Coding region: 1-1206 (401 amino acids)
Cellular component (GO): mitochondrial inner membrane
Source: RefSeq, a predicted model, not a curated record
AUGGGAUUAUUUACACCGCCUGCUGGGGGGAAGGAUUCAAAUGUAGGUAAACUACCUUCAACAAAGCCGGUAAAGCCGGACAAAGAUAUAAAGAAGCACUUUUAUCGAAGACCUAGUUUAGGGUUGACCCUUUGGGGUCCACUGGUACCUGCAUCAGAUAAUAAAAUCGGUCUAUGGUCUCUUCUAACGAUUCAAACAGCGUUCGGGUUGUAUUGUAUGAAUAGGUUCAGAAGUCUGCGUCCGAAAGUCCUCAAGAAGAAUGUAGCAGACUUUCCAAGCCUGAAUAGGUUUUCACAGACCUCUAAGGACAUGUAUGUUGCCUCUAAUACUUUUAGUGAGUUUGGUGGGACGCACACGUUCCAUAGAAGGAGUGAUGAGGGCUCGGGUUUCUUUGCUUCUAGAAGGUUUGUUAACGCGAAGAGGCUCUUGUAUUUGAUUGGAGGAAGCUCUUUGCUUGUGCAGUCCUUCUUGGAGGCAUUUAGGUUUACGUUAGGCUAUGAUCCGUGGGAGGAACAGGCUAAGGCUGUAAGGGACAAGCAGUUUUAUAAUGACGUUGUAAAAUACUACCAUGAGGGAGUUGAUCCACUGCGGUUUAAGGUUAAAGAUGCUACCAGUGGAUCAAUACUGUCUGUGAACAUCCCUGAAAUAAAACAAGGGGUAGCAGUGGCGAGAGCUCAUGCAAAUGCUGAUAAUAUCAUCACUAAGUGGCUAGGGCCUCUAGACUAUACCCCGUUAUCGUUCUCAGAGUUUCUCGAUAAAGUUGAACAUUAUCUGAAUAUGAGCGAGUUCCUAGAAAAUAUGAACUCUAAAAUGGUAGUUGAGGAUAAUGAAGCUGCAGCUACAAGGAAGAAGGAACUCGAAGAACUCAUUCAAACUAACGCGGCAAACAGGAAGUCCAUCAGGCAGCUAUUAGAUUCAGAACCUUCCGACACUGCCGCUCCGGCAUCACCAAAAAAGCCUGAAAUAAGCAUUAGAGGCGUUACAAUAGAUCCAAGUGUAAAAUCGCCUGAAGAUAUUAAUCUACAAGAACUAUGGACUUUAUAUAACCCCUGGGUUGAUUUGGCUUUGGAUACCUCUCUAAGCAUAAAGUUCUUGCCAACCAUUAGAACCCCACAAGAACUUAUCAAUGAGAAUGAAGAUGUUACGGAUUUGGGAAUAGCUCCCACCAGGAAAGAAAAUGAAAGUAAUGCCACUAAAUCCGACUAG